CAAUAUUUAACACAAUCCCCCAAACACCACCUACCCAAUUCUGAAUUCUCCUUUCUUCUUCCAUUUCCUCUUUGGAUUCACUGCUUUUUCUUAGAUCAUCGCACUAUCUUCUCCUCUCUGUAUACACAACAAAUUCUUUCAAGAGGGUUUUCCGUAUUCAUAUGGCGAACAUGGGUCAUAAUAAUCUCAACGCUAAACUCGUGUUACUUGGAGAUAUGGGUGCUGGAAAAUCAAGCCUUGUGAUACGCUUUGUCAAGGGCCAGUUUCUUGAAUUCCAAGAAUCUACAAUUGGGGCUGCGUUCUUUUCGCAAACGGUGUCUGUGAAUAAUGCCACGGUGAAGUUCGAGAUCUGGGACACUGCUGGGCAGGAGAGGUACCAUAGCUUGGCCCCCAUGUAUUACAGAGGCGCUGCUGCAGCGAUCAUAGUUUACGACAUCACUAGCUCGGAUUCUUUUGCACGGGCUAAGAAGUGGGUGCAGGAAUUGCAAAAACAAGGUAAUCCUAACAUGGUUAUGGCACUUGCUGGAAAUAAAUGUGACCUUGAAGACAAGAGGAAUGUGACUGCUGAAGAGGCGCGCGGCUAUGCUGAUGAAAACGGCCUCUUCUUCUUUGAAACCUCUGCCAAAACUGCUGUUAAUGUCAAUGAUAUAUUCUAUGACAUAGCAAAGAGGUUACCUAGAGCUCAAUCUACCCGAGCUGCAUCAUGCUGUGCUUAAGCUUCUCCUGCCAUUAAGUGUACUUUUCCUUGUAUGCCCUCAAUAUAGGUAGACGUUGCUGAGAACUGUGCAAGUGAGACCCUUAUAGUCUCUUGAUGCUCUGCUUGUGUAUGCCCUCAUAUAGGUGACGUUGCUGAGAACUGUGCAAGUCAGAUUCCUUAUAGUCUCUUGAUGCUCUGCUUGUGGUUCGAAGCUGUAGAUAAUUAGUUUCUUGACCCGAGUAUAUUGGCUGCUGGCUAAUCAUGAAACUCUAUAUCAUGAUAACUAUUGUACUGUCAAACUCUGAUUUCAGUAUGUCACAUGUAAGUAGUCUUGAGGAGUUUUUGGACGCUUCAGCUCAUCUAAUAUCUCCCCUGUUUGAAAAA
This is a messenger RNA of Sesamum indicum (sesame), 1081 nucleotides long. Its product is annotated as ras-related protein RHN1. Lineage: Eukaryota; Viridiplantae; Streptophyta; Magnoliopsida; Lamiales; Pedaliaceae. Gene Ontology annotation, molecular function: GTPase activity; GTP binding. The record is from RefSeq and is a predicted model, not a curated record.